Messenger RNA from Drosophila eugracilis, 3218 nucleotides. RefSeq names its product fez family zinc finger protein erm. NCBI's taxonomy places the organism in Eukaryota, Metazoa, Arthropoda, Insecta, Diptera, Drosophilidae. Gene Ontology annotation, cellular component: nucleus. The record is from RefSeq and is a predicted model, not a curated record. Bases 245 to 2080 code for a protein of 611 amino acids. The transcript is spliced from 2 exons.
CCUUCAUUCCGCUUCGGUCGCUGAUCCUGUGCUGAACGCGUCCUGUCGCUCGCCUCCCUCGAUUUGCAUUUGAAAAACAUUCCGUUUUUUACGAAACAAGUGAACUUUAUUCAAGAGAAAUAACAACAAAAAGAACGUACUUAUAGUUGUAUUUGUGUGUGCUAAAAGUUGUGAUUUUGUUCUAACAAGUGGAGAUUGGCUGCCUGCCAAAGGAAUUGGAUAUCCACCUAGGCAGCACCUAAAUAUGGUUUACUUUAGUCCGCGUGGCAUGCAACCGUGUAGUCCAGCGGGAGAAGUCGCAAUGAUGCCGCCGUCGAAGAGUCCCGUCAUGGAGAGCGCCGCCUCCGAACAGAAUCCUGGCCAGCAGAGUCAGCAGGAUGAGCAGAGCGCCAAGCGGGCGUGUCCCUUGAAAUUCUCGAUAGCCAAGAUCAUGGAACCCGAUCACAGGCCCAGCCAAGUGCCACCACCACAACCGGCUCCUAUUUCAUUUAUUACCAACGAUGACGACGAGGAUGAGGACCCAGAAAUCGAUGCCGAUUCCGAGCGUUCCUGCAGUCCCAUUGAGGUGAUCAGUUUGGAUCAUUCACCAACGCCAGUGAAUUAUGACUCGGCUUUCAAGAAGUAUGUGCCGGGUCCCUGCAUUGGUGCCUCAUCAUCGGUGGCUUCACCUUCAAGCACCGCUGCUGUCCAGCAGUUUGUGAGCUCCCGCCACCAGGAGUUGCUAUCCCAGUAUCCACUGCUGUACUAUGCACCCAAUCAGCUGAUGUGCGCCGCUGCCGCUGCUCAAUAUGCGGCAUUGACGGCCCAACAACAAUCACUGGCCAGUGCUGCUCAUCUGAGCAGUUUCACCGCUUCUCUAAAUGCCAGUUUGCAUCAUUCUCAGUCACUGAGACGGAAUCUUGGUCAUCCUUUGGCCGCAGCAGCUGCUGCAGCUGCGGUGGCUCAGUCCCAGGCAGUGCCCAAUCUUCAACAGAGUUUGGAAAAGUCACCAGUGGCUCAGAGGACAGCUCAAAGUUCGGGAUUGCAAGCUAAUCUGAAGAGAAAACGAUCGCCGCAGGAUCAGGGUGAGGUGACACCUCCACCAGCUUCGACUGCUACUUCUACUGCUGGAGCACGAUCUCGCUCUCCGUCGCCUCAAGGAUCCAUAGAGGACAGCAGUCCAGGAUCCGCCAGUGGUGGCAAGCCCAAGACCUUCUCUUGCCUGGAAUGUGGCAAAGUGUUCAAUGCCCACUACAACCUCACCCGCCACAUGCCCGUACACACUGGAGCCAGACCUUUUGUAUGCAAAGUCUGCGGCAAGGGAUUCCGUCAGGCUUCGACUCUCUGCCGGCACAAGAUCAUCCAUACAUCCGAAAAGCCACAUAAGUGUCAGACUUGCGGCAAGGCCUUCAAUCGCUCCUCCACUCUCAACACCCAUUCGCGCAUCCAUGCCGGCUACAAGCCCUUCGUUUGCGAGUACUGCGGCAAGGGAUUCCACCAGAAGGGCAACUACAAGAAUCACAAGCUGACCCACAGUGGCGAAAAGGCCUACAAAUGUAGCAUCUGCAACAAGGCCUUCCACCAGGUGUACAACCUCACCUUCCACAUGCACACGCACAACGACAAGAAACCCUAUACCUGUAGGGUUUGUGCCAAGGGAUUCUGCCGGAACUUUGAUCUGAAGAAGCAUAUGAGGAAGCUGCAUGAGAUUGGCGGUGAUUUAGAUGAUUUGGAUAUGCCACCAACUUAUGACAGGAGAAGGGAAUACACCCGUAGGGAACCACUUUCUUCUGGCUAUGGUCAGGCUUCAGGACAACUUACACCGGACUCGAGUUCGGGAAGUAUGUCGCCACCGAUAAAUGUGACCACUCCGCCACUUUCCAGCGGAGAGACAAGCAAUCCAGCCUGGCCCAGAUCCUCCGCCGCACAGUAUCCAGCUGGUAGUUUUCAUCACCAACUGGGAGUUGCUCCACCACAUGAUUAUCCCAGUAGCUCCGCCUUCCUGCAACUCCAGCCGCAGCAGCAACAUCAGCAAAAUCCGCAACAUCAUCAGCAACAGCAACAGAGACUCUCGGAGACCUUCAUAGCCAAGGUGUUUUGACAGCGAUACUAUGCUGAUAGCUUGAAUAGCUCCACCACGGGGUCGACCUCGACGACCAGCUCCACGGUGACGACCACCACAACGACCAUAUCAUCUAUGGCCACUUCAAGGAGCGAUCUGUUGAUCGACUGACUGCAGUUUGUGGCAGCGGCAGCCGCUGCUAGCAGUUCGAAUUCCGGGCAGGAUCCAGGCGAAUCGCCGUCCCCGGAACUCGGAUGUACGGCCCUGGGCAGUGCUGUCCGGGCAUUGAAUGGACUCUUCUAAGGCAGAAAGAUUUACCCACCUCUAUCCACAACACCCAGAAGAACCUCAACAGCCACCAACAAUGGUUUCAACUUGUGCAAUACCCCACUCAGAAGAUGAUGAUGAUGACCCCAAACCGCUCAACACAUUUAUCCAACAGAACAUUUUGUAUAUAGCAUAGCCCUAAGAUGUCCCUUGGAAAAUCUAUAUUUAAGCCACUCUCUCAAUGUAUAGAUGUAGUUAAAAGAUUUAUCUAGUUAGUCACGAAUUUAUAAGUCUCUGAGUUCUAUGUAGAUCAGCUACAUAGAUCAUCUAGAGCAGAGUUUCGAUAUAGGAAAAGAUGUUUUUGGCAUUGUGUUAGAGCUUUUUCUGGGAUCUGUCAACCAAAAUACAUAAAUGCGAAUGUAUCUUAGAGUUGUACUAGAUAUCUGUACUGUAUGUAUAUCCCUAAGUGUCUGUGUAAUCCAACGCAAAAGUAUAAAAAAAAUUGAGAAAACAUUUUAACGAUGAUCGAUCGAAUGCAUUGAAUUUGUUUAGGUCUUAAGUGAUAUUAUUGAUAAUGUUUAAGCAAUAAAUCAAUUCUUCAAUUAUUAAAUGGCAAAAAUGUUUUUAUUGACUAAAGGAAAAAUGAUGGAAAAUUAAGGGAAAACUCUGUUCAGUUUAAAAAUCCCGAUAACCCCUCCAACAUAUAUGCAAAUAACUGAGCAACGGUGUGGGCUGUCAUUGAGUUUGUCUCCUGCGAUUCUUAAAAAAUGCAAAUGGGAUGCGAAAUGAAAACAAUUAUUGCUGCAUUACUCGUGCCCAAGAGUCGCGUUUAAUGGGCUCUAAACUGUCGCCACGUCUGCCGCAUGACAUUUGCAACUUAAUUAGUGGCGACCAGCCUCCAUUUUCCCAU